AUGAAAGCAAGGUGGCUUUUCUCUCUCUUUUGUUUGCUCUCAGUGCCCAGUAUCACAAGCCAGACUGCAGUUGUCAUUACCCAGACAGAAGUGGUCCAUGCUCUGCCAGGUACUGACAUCACCCUGGUGUGCGUGUUCCCAAAAUUGCACAGUACCCACAUCAUACAGACACAGUGGUCCAAGACUGACAGCAGCCCCUCUACCAAAAUACCUGUAUAUCACCCCACCUAUGGCUCCCAUUACUUCAAGUUUUCUGAGGCUCCUUACAACUUUUCGGUGUCCUUCAGCACAAGGAUGUGCUGCAGUGGGGACGACAUAGGGUCUUUGUGUUCCACCAAUCCAAAUGCCAUGUCUGAAUGCAAUUGGUGGGUGCUGCACCUGGAAAAUAUUACUGUGUCCCUUACUGGGCAGUACAAAUGCGCUUUUGCUACUUACCCAUAUGGGACAAAGGCCGCAAAAAUUUAACUUACUGUCAAGGCAGAAGCUUACCCUGAGAUCUUCAUUAGCUUGGAGGAGAGCUCAGCCAGCACCUCGCAGAAGCCUAAUGUGAGCUGUGUCGUGAGGAAGGCAUUUCCCAAGCCAAGCCUCCUGUGGUACAUGGACAGAGCGAACCUGACAGAGCAGCCUGGAAAAAUUUCUGUGGUACAAGAAGACUAGCAAGACAGUGAAGGUUUCUAUGAGUUGAGAUCAACACUGAUGUUCCAAGGGACCCAUAAGACACAUAAGACAUUCUCAUGUGUGUGUCUGUUUCCCUUCCUGGGAAAUGAAAUGAAGAUUAUUUCAUCAAAAGAAAUAUUUAUUUCCUUCGACAAUAAGUCUAAUGAAGCCUCAGCUGAAGUUUUUACUACCAUGGUUUCAGAUGACUUCCGUAAUUCGACACUUACAUCAGCUAUCAUGACAGCCUCAACACAGCUGACAUCUGUGGCCUCUCUGGAUUUCACAAGUCCAGCAAAUUUGACUCCUGCUUCCACAACACAAGGUGACAGGAGGAACACCAAAACCAGUUGCUUCCCCUGGCCAAGAGUGGUAGCUGUCCUGCUCCUCCUCUGCAGCACUCUGGUAGCUUUAGGCAUCAGGAAAUGGUGUCAGUACCAGAAAGAGAUUAUGAACAGACCUCCAUCUUUUAAGCCACCACUGCCUCCAAUAAAGUACACCUCCAUGGUAGAGUCUGAUGGGACUCCCCCAUCCUGCCAUGAACUAGAAAGCCUGUAA
Molecule: messenger RNA, 1212 nt
Organism: Agelaius phoeniceus (red-winged blackbird)
Lineage: Eukaryota; Metazoa; Chordata; Aves; Passeriformes; Icteridae
Gene: CD96
Product: CD96 molecule
Biological process (GO): inflammatory response; cell-matrix adhesion
Source: RefSeq, a predicted model, not a curated record